CCGAAAAUCUCGUAACACCCGGUCCUUACAGCAGUAGUUUACAAGUUGCUAAUUGCACUGCGGUAACUGUACAGCGAUCUUCCUGCGUCCAGAAAUCAGAAUCCGCACAUCAGAGACUUGUUAGUUUUGAAUAAAAGAAAAGAAAACUAGUUUCCAAUGAAGAAGGCAGUGCUGUUUAGUUUGUGGGGUGCUGUUGUUACACCCCAUCUUGCCCAGACGUUUCAGAAGUUUGAGGAAACUACUGGUAUUUCGAGGGGUUUCAUAAAGAAUGUAAUUGCAAAAAUUGGCAGUGAGAAUGCACUGUAUCGCUUGGAGAAAGGAAAAGUCACCCUAACUCAGAUGAUUCCUGAGUUUGAAGCGGAGUGUCAGAAGGUUGCGGCUGAUCUGGGACUUUCUUUACCUGCACAAUUCUCAGCUCAGAAGCUUUUCAGUGACAUCGGGCAGGCAGAAUUCUACAAGCCGGUUCUUGAUGCUGCGGCUGUCCUCCGUCGUCACGGCAUCUCUACCUGCGUCCUGGCCAAUAUCUGGGUGGAUGACACUGAUCAGAGAGACGGCGUCGCUAGGAUUCUCUCCGUAUUGGAAAGCCAUUUCAACCUGGUUGUGAGAUCUUGCUAUGCCGGUGUCAGAAUCCCAGAGCCAGACAUCUUUACCAGUGCCCUUGAAAAACUUGCGCUUAAACCUCAAGAAGCAGUCUGGCUGGAUGUGGAUGAAGAAAGUAUCAAGGCAGCUGAAGGUUUGGGAAUGACGGCUGUUCAAGUCAAGGACAUCACUGAGGCUCUAAAGGAAAUCCAGAAGCUUACAGAAAUAGAGGUCACCAGUGAUCUCCAGCCACCCUCUUGUGAUCCUGAAAAUGUCUCUCAUGGAUAUGUGAAUAUUAAGCCUGGCGUGAAGAUCCACUAUGUGGACUUGGGAGACGGACCGCCUGUUCUCCUGUGCCAUGGCUUCCCUGAGAGUUGGUUUUCCUGGAGGUAUCAGAUUCCGGCUUUGGCCAAUGCUGGAUUCAGGGUUCUAGCUCUUGACAUGAAAGGUUACGGUGACUCCACUGCUCCACCAGAGAUUGAGGAGUAUUCUCAAGAACAACUCAUGCUGGAUCUGGUGACAUUUUUGGAUAAAAUGGUAUGUACAGUUUUUUUACUUUUCACACAUGCAUAUAAUUACAGGAUUACUGAACGGUAUCAGGGUGUUGCAGAGGCUGAACUGGAGAAAAACCUUGAGCGAACCUUCAAACUGAUGUUCAUUGCAAGUAAUGAAACUAAAUCAUUUCCUAGCACCGCAGGAGUCUGCCAGAGAGGUGGAUUGUUUGUGGGGUCACUGGAUGAUCCACCCCGCAGUGCUAUUCUCAGCGAAUCUGUGCUGCAGUACUAUGUUCAGCAGUUCACCAAGAGCGGCUUCAGGGGUCCUCUGAACUGGUACCGUAACGGGGAGAGGAACUGGCGUUGGAUGUGUUCCAGGCCGAGGGGCAAGAUCAUGAUGCCAGCUUUAAUGGUGACCGCAGGAAAGGACCCUGUUCUUCUGCCAGCCUUUGCCACAGGCAUGGAGAGCCUGGUCCCCAACCUCACCAGAGGCCACAUUGAGGAGUGUGGACACUGGACUCAGAUGGAGAGGCCUGCAGAGCUCAAUGAAAUCCUCAUCUCCUGGCUGAAGGAAACACACCAGAAAGCCUCUAUCCAUGUUCAUCCCAAGUUAUGAGAGCAUGAUCUUGAUUUAACUAUACGCAGGCGAAUGAACUAAAGUGCACUAAUGUCCAGGCUUGCUGAUUGCAUAAUAAUAGUCCAUUGUCAUGUGAGUAGAUUUCAGUAGUCCAGUGCUUUUUAUAUGAAGUCUUUUAUAAUACACUGCAAUAAUGAACAGACUUUUUUUACAGACAGUGUCUGUAGCUCAAAUAAGCUCAUAUUUACAUUUUGUGUGAACAGCAUCUGUCACUGUUUGCACUUAGUGU
This is a messenger RNA of Sinocyclocheilus grahami, 1939 nucleotides long. Its product is annotated as bifunctional epoxide hydrolase 2-like. The record is from RefSeq and is a predicted model, not a curated record. Gene Ontology annotation, molecular function: catalytic activity. Bases 157 to 1689 code for a protein of 510 amino acids. Lineage: Eukaryota; Metazoa; Chordata; Actinopteri; Cypriniformes; Cyprinidae. The transcript has 18 exons.